This is a messenger RNA of Megalobrama amblycephala (Wuchang bream), 1016 nucleotides long. RefSeq names its product cilia and flagella associated protein 77 (gene cfap77). NCBI's taxonomy places the organism in Eukaryota, Metazoa, Chordata, Actinopteri, Cypriniformes, Xenocyprididae. The coding region runs from base 214 to 936 and encodes 240 amino acids. The transcript has 7 exons. The record is from RefSeq and is a predicted model, not a curated record.
CCAUCUCCAUGACAACGAAACACAACCAGAAGGAAGGUUUGCCUCACGGCCUGUGAAAUCGCUGAAACCGUUUGUAACUCUGGUGUAUUUUAGUACUUUUGAACUGAAAUUACCACAACAAGGUUCAGCAAGGUUUGUUUAUCCACAAAAUCCUUCCGUGAACCGUAUUUUUCAAGGUGUCAUCUUUCCCAACAGAGGUUCAACGAAUCAGAGAUGGAAAGUCCUCGUGUUGGUGUGGUGAGAGAGUCUAUGCUGCAUCGUCCUCUAUUAAUUAAGCCAGCUCUUGGAAAGGCCAAGUCGAGAGGUUUGUCCUGUCCAGGACCUGACUUUGUUUUUGGGACGGCGACCACAGUUCAGGAUGGAGGAGUGCCAGAGGCUAUCUCCAGCUGGCGCACUCACACUAUGUCUACCAGAAACAGGGCGGCUGAGAGGGAUUUUAUCGCCCUUAACCGAGAAGGGGUCAAGUCAGGCUUGGUUACUGCUAAAGAGCUGCAGCAGUACCGUGCCACCCACGACAUUCGGCGCCAGCCUUUGACCAGAGAGGGGUUUCGCAGAUCUGCCCCACCUCGCAUACCACCAGAUGCUUCAUUUGGCAUUUCUAACAGACCAUCUACCCCAAUCUCUGAGCUCAUGGAGUACAAGUACGCUCAGAGAUGGCUGGAAGAGCAGCAGGUCAAGGACAGAGCCCUACAAGCCCAUCAGCAUAAGAAGGCUCAGCUUGGACGUAUACAGGACACACGAACCACCCUGCUCCGCAAGAGUCGGCCCUUGCCUGAGGCCCCGUCCACAUGGAAACUACCUCGUUUCCAGCAGGUGGGACCAGCUCUGGACACCUUUCGCAAUCCUGAAGCCAGGAAGAAAGCCAUGAGUACCCUAUACUCAGAGUCUGCAAGCAGAAGAGGGAUUCUGGGUCAAGGCAUUUACACAGUGGAUUAAUUGAGCAAAGAUUAUUACAUCUCUGUUUAUAUGACAUCUUCUUGAAGUAAUAAUCUCUCAAUAAAAAAAAAUUGACAAUU